Messenger RNA from Populus nigra (black poplar), 970 nucleotides. Its product is annotated as DNA-directed RNA polymerase V subunit 7-like. The record is from RefSeq and is a predicted model, not a curated record. Gene Ontology annotation, biological process: DNA-templated transcription initiation. Bases 200 to 730 code for a protein of 176 amino acids. Lineage: Eukaryota; Viridiplantae; Streptophyta; Magnoliopsida; Malpighiales; Salicaceae. The transcript is spliced from 2 exons. Gene Ontology annotation, molecular function: single-stranded DNA binding; single-stranded RNA binding.
AGAGGGUUGUAUUGGAUCCAGUCAGUAGCCGCACGAAAGCAAAAAUGGGCAGUCACGCACAAGUGCCAGCUGAGGCGUUGCGAAUUGGGAAGAGAGAACCGAGGAGGAGAACGAGUCACACCUCAGUGAGUCAUCAACAACAAGGGCGUUCUUUCAUCAUCUCGAACGAUUUCAGGUGAAAAAAGUGGACAGCAAAAGGAUGUUUCUCAAAGUGCAGUUGCCCUGGAAUGUCAUAAUACCUGCUGAGAACUUGGAUGCCAAAGGACUAAUGCUCCAAAGGUCAAUUGUUGUCCGCCUUUUAGAUAACUUUGCAAAAAAACGAGCCACCAAAGAUCUCGGAUACUAUCUUGCUGUCUCGACUUUGGAGAGCAUAGGGGAGGGAAAAGUCAGGCAGCACACAGGGGAUGUGCUAUUUCCUGUUGUCUUCAGUGGUAUCACCUUCAAGAUUUUCAGGGGGGAGAUCUUAGACGGGAUUGUUCACAAGGUGCUUAAGCAUGGGGUUCUCUUGAGAUGUGGGCCAAUUGAGAAUAUCUACCUCUCUUGUGUGAAAAUGCCUGAUUACCGCUAUGUGCCUGGAGAGAAUCCAGUAUUCUUGAAUGACAAGACAUCAAAGAUUGAAAAGGAUGUGGUUGUUCGUUUUGUUGUGCUUGGAACAAAGUGGCUAGAGGCAGAGAGGGAAUUCCAGGCUUUGGUCAGUUUAGAGGGCGAUUAUCUUGGACCGGUGUCUUAAAGGUUUAGUCUGCACUCGGCUGGAUAUACAUAUCUUCUGAAAUCUUUUUAUCAGAUUGGCAUAACUGCCAGCUUGUUGGUUGUUUAUGGUGUUGUAUAUUCUUGUGCCACUCUACUUCCUUUUGUGACUGUCAUCUUUGAGUUCUUGCAACUCCAGUGAUUGCUAGACUAUAAGUUGAGCAACUUCGUGUUUCCUUCUGCUUGCAGAUGUUUACAGAUAUUAUAUCCUGAUUUUAGGACA